UCGGUGAACAAGCCCGUCUCCUUGACAAUUACCUUCUUCUUCUUUUAUAGAUGUCUAUUCUUAUUAGGAUAUAAUAUUAUUGUUUUUCAUAUUUUUCUUCUAAACUAUAUCAAAUCCUUUAAUACGUUAUUCAGCGUCAGCUGUGUACACGCCAUGUAUGUACGCGCAUGUGCGUUCGUUAUGUAAUUUUUUAUUGGUGUAUUUCUUACAUUUCGACUCAUCUAUUCUAUUCUUUUCAAAGAAUGAAUAUAUAUAAAUAAUUCCUCGUAAAACAGAAUUGCAAGAAAAUGUAGAAUACUGUUCCAAUAAUCUUGUAAUCGCUACAUGUAUACACUGUACAUUGUUAUCCAAAAAGGAAAGAAAUAAAAGUGUAGAAAAGUGUAGAUAGCUAAUAAGCACAUCCGAUGCAUAGAACAUAAUAUAUAUACGUAAAAAAUUAUAAUAACACGUGGAGCAUGCCAUCGAGCAAAAGCAUUAUUCAAACGGUACAGUCUCUUAAAACGUGUUUUCUAAACAUUUUCAAGACUCAGUCAAAGACUGAUAAUAUGAUGACACACAGAUUUGUCCACAAUUCUUUUGGCAAAUAUGAUGUUGUUAGACCGUGGCUGGUUUCUGAAAAAGUUGAUGUACCUGCAUAUAUACCCCAGCCAUCCUAUAGUCAAACAUCAGUACCUGAGAAAGGUCCAGAAAUACCAGAAAUUAAGGAUGCAUAUCAAAUAGAAUGUAUGAGAGACAGCUGUAAACUUGCUAGUUAUAUUCUACGUCAAGUUCAUCCAUUAAUUAAGCCUGGUAUUACAACCGACUCGCUUGACAAACAAGUGCACGACAUGAUCAUUGGUAAUGGAGCUUAUCCGAGUACGCUGAAUUAUUGUGGUUUUCCCAAGUCUAUAUGUACAAGUAUUAACAAUGUCGCUUGCCACGGUAUUCCAGACAAUAGACCUCUACAGGAUGGUGAUAUUCUUAAUGUUGACUUAACGGUAUAUCUUAAUGGCUAUCACGGCGAUUGCUCAGCUAUGUUUCAAAUAGGCGAAGUUGAUUCUGAAGGCAAACAAUUAAUAAAAAUUACGGAGUUGUGCUUAAAAGAAGCUAUACAGAUAUGCAAGCCGAACGAACGUUUUUGCAAUAUUGGUAACGUGAUAGAAGAGAUAGCGAACAAACAUAAUUUCAACGUGAUACCAGUAUGCUUGGGUCAUGGUAUUGGGACUUAUUUUCACGGCGUUCCGGAUAUUUUUCACUUUGCAAAUGAUUAUUUUGGGGAAAUGCAACCGGGGAUGACGUUCACUAUUGAACCAAUUUUGAGUCAAGGAACGACACAAAUCGAGAUUUUAGAGGAUGGAUGGACGGCUUGUACCGUUGACGAUUCUAGGACUGCACAAAUCGAACAUACAAUCUUAAUCACGGACGACGGAUGCGAAGUAUUGACGUUUUAAUUUGUAAUUAUUUUUGUCAUUGCUAUCCGUUUUAAUGUAAAUAUUAAUUAAUACUCCUGUUGUCAUACUCCGCGCACUUGUCUUCGCGAAAUUCACUGCACGAUAAAGAUGUAAACAUAGUGAAAUAAAAAAAUUAGUUUCUAUUA
Messenger RNA from Odontomachus brunneus, 1576 nucleotides. Its product is annotated as methionine aminopeptidase 1D, mitochondrial. Bases 456 to 1430 code for a protein of 324 amino acids. The record is from RefSeq and is a predicted model, not a curated record. The transcript has 6 exons. Gene Ontology annotation, biological process: proteolysis. Lineage: Eukaryota; Metazoa; Arthropoda; Insecta; Hymenoptera; Formicidae. Gene Ontology annotation, molecular function: metalloaminopeptidase activity.